Molecule: messenger RNA, 2412 nt
Organism: Salvelinus namaycush (lake trout)
Lineage: Eukaryota; Metazoa; Chordata; Actinopteri; Salmoniformes; Salmonidae
Product: protocadherin beta-16-like
Exons: 1
Coding region: 1-2412 (803 amino acids)
Biological process (GO): homophilic cell-cell adhesion
Cellular component (GO): plasma membrane
Molecular function (GO): calcium ion binding
Source: RefSeq, a predicted model, not a curated record
AUGUCGGACAGAACAAUGACACGGCAAGUACUGUUGUUUAUCUCGGUCCUCUCUCUCAGUUCAGUGAACGGGCAGGUCAGUUACUCCAUUCCGGAGGAAAUGGCGAAAGGCUCUUUAGUCGGUAACAUAGCGCAGGAUUUGGGUUUAGAUAUCAAAAGACUGAAAUCAGGUAAAGCUCGUAUUUAUACUGGAAACAGCGCAGAAUACAUCGAGCUGAAUAAAGAAAGGGGAGUUCUCCUUAUCAAAGAGAGAAUAGACCGUGAAGCGCUCUGCGGACAGACGACGCCUUGUGCACUGGAUUUUCAGAUUUCUCUUGAAAACCCGAUGGAAUUGUACCCGGUAACUGUUGAGAUCACAGAUAUAAACGAUAAUGCUCCCAGUUUUAAAAAGGCUGAGAGAAGAUUGGAAAUCAGUGAGUCGGCGGUGAUUGGCUCUAAAUUUGUGUUAGAGAAAGCAGUCGAUCCAGACAUAGGUUUAAACGGUCUCCAAACCUACUCGCUGAAACCCACAGACAAUUUUAUUCUGAAAUUACAUAGUCAGGCUGACGGAAGUAAAAAGGUAGAGAUGGUUUUACAGAAACCUUUAGAUAGAGAGAAACAGGAGCAUAUGUCGUUGUUGUUAACUGCUUUGGAUGGAGGCAAACCUCAAAUGUCUGGGACAAUGCAGAUACACGUAACCGUGUUAGAUGCAAACGACAAUGCGCCGGUUUUUACCAAAACAGUUUAUACGGCAACAAUAACAGAGAAUUCACAAAAAGGAACUGUUGUCACUACAGUUAGUGCUUCUGAUGCAGACGAAGGAACAAAUGGUGAAGUGUCCUAUCUAAUUUCGAAUGGUAUGGACAGUGGUUCAGAAUUGUUUCAUAUAAAUGCAGAUGGGGAUUUGAUAUUAGAUGGCCCAAUUGAUUAUGAAAAAGCCAGAUAUUAUCAGAUUGAUAUAGAAGCAAUAGACAAUGGAGGCCUUUCAGACUCAAGUAAAAUAAUAAUUGAUGUUAGUGACGUGAAUGACAAUAGUGCUGUUAUUAAUUUGAUUUCCAAAUCAAGUUCAAUACCAGAGGAUUCCCGUCCGAACACAGUAAUAGCUAUGAUGAGCGUGAACGACCCUGAUUCAGAAAGUAAUGGUAAAGUUCACUGUGGCAUAAAUGCGAAAAUCCCCUUUACAAUAAAAUCAACAUCUAACACAUUUUACAGUCUAGUAACUGAUAGUGACUUGGACCGAGAGAGAGACUCUGAGUAUAACAUCAGUGUGACGUGCUCUGAUGAGGGCGUGCCCUCGCUCUCCAGCAGCGUCACUCUCACCUUACAGAUAUCAGAUGUGAAUGACAACGCGCCUGUCUUUGAGAGGAGCUCAUAUGAGGCCUACAUUAUAGAAAACAACACACCGGGCCUCUCUAUAUUCACAGUGAAAGCCAGAGACGAUGACUGGAACCAGAAUGCCCGUGUUUCUUACAUACUGGAGGACUCCUCGGUUAACGGAGUGCCCGUCUCCUCAUAUGUGUCCGUUAGUGCUGAUAGUGGAGUCAUCCAUGCAGUGCGCUCUUUUGACUACGAGCAGAUCAAGGAUUUCCAGUUCCGCGUAAAAGCGCAGGAUGGAGGCUCCCCUCCACUCAGUAGCAAUGUGACUGUGAAAAUAAUGAUCCAGGACCAGAACGACAACGCGCCUCAGGUUCUGUACCCAGUCCAGACUAGCAGCUCCCUGGUGGCUGAAAUGGUGCCUCGUUCAGCAGAUGUGGGCUAUCUUGUCACUAAAGUGGUGGCUGUUGAUGUGGACUCUGGACAGAAUGCCUGGCUCUCGUACAAACUGCAGAAAGUGACAGACAGGGCGCUAUUUGAAGUGGGCUUACAGAAUGGAGAAAUAAGAACUAUACGCCAAGUCAAUGAUAAAGAUGUUGUGAAACAAAGGCUCACUGUCGUAGUGGAGGACAACGGGCAGCCCUCUCGUUCAGCUACAGUCAAUGUUAACGUGGCGGUGGCGGACAGCUUCCCUGAAGUGCUCUCGGAGUUCACUGACUUUACUCACGACAAGGAGUACAAUGACAACCUGACUUUUUACUUAGUCCUGGCUUUGGCUGUAGUCUCAUUUCUGUUCAUCACAUGUUUAGUGGUUAUUAUAUCAGUGAAAAUAUACAGAUGGAGACAGUCUCGCAUCCUCUAUCAUUCCAACCUCCCGGUUAUUCCGUAUUAUCCACCGCGUUACGCAGACACUUUGGGGACAGGAACGCUACAGCACGUGUACAAUUACGAGGUGUGCAGGACGACUGACUCCAGAAAGAGUGACUGUCAGUUCGCCAGACCCUGUAGUCAGAACGUAUUGAUAAUGGACCCCAGCUCUACAGGGACGAUGCAGCGGAUGCAGAACGAAAAGAACAUCCUGGAUGAACCAGACUCCCCAAUAGAGGUCUGUUAUAUUUGA